Molecule: messenger RNA, 5820 nt
Organism: Struthio camelus australis
Lineage: Eukaryota; Metazoa; Chordata; Aves; Struthioniformes; Struthionidae
Gene: PCNX4
Product: pecanex 4
Cellular component (GO): membrane
Source: RefSeq, a predicted model, not a curated record
UAAGCCUCGCGUGCCGCAGCGGCUUGAAGGGCUGAGACGUCCUGUAGCCUGCUUGAAACAAAACCAGACCGCGCUUAGCUGUCUUCAGCAUCGGCACGCGCGACGAAGGGCGGCGCUCGCCGAGACCAGAACUCAACGCCCUGCCGUGGAUUUCUGCCCGAGUUUGAGCACGGUUUGCUUUGUUGCGCUUUUAUGUAAAAACCCCGCAACGUUUGGCUGGCCAGAAGAGCGUUAAAUGACUUUUAACGGUGUUCAAGGCCCUUCUUGUCGCGCGUACCAGAGUAGGCCGGUCGCUUAGCUCCCUGCUGGCGCUAACUUGCCGCCCCGACUCUCUGGGUAACCAGGCAAGUUGUCCGAGUGGGGCCAGGCCUGUACGUUAGGAAUGCGUGCUGAAGCCAGGUCCUGUAAACGCUUCCCGCCGCGCGGAGUCGCGUUGCUAGGACUCUGCGCAGAAAUAACCGGGCGUGCCCCCGAGCGCCUCUUCUGAAGUGCUGAUGGGGUGGUGACCCCGCUGCUUGGGAGCCAGGGAGAUCGCUGACAGGAUCGCUUCCGUGUUUAUUGAGCUCAAGUCUCAGACUUUUUGUUUUAUAAUUAAAUGCGCUUCUCUUCGUGGUACUUUUUUUAGGUGCUGGAGCGUGGCCGGGUAGCACUGCGUCGUUCAUGUGCAUCGAUCUUGUGUCUCAUGCCAAGAUGUCUGUUGUUUACGCAGAAGACGUAAUAUGAAUACUUUGUUAACGUGCUGUCAGCAAUAUAAACGAACAAACAAGAACUCCGAACAAAAAUAGCUCUUUUUAGAGAGAGGAGAAAGUCACAGCUGCCGGAAAACUGUUUUUAAUGGAGAGCGAUGCACCGUUGGGUUUUAUGUUUCCUUUAAAACUCAACUUCCUUUACGUCCAUAUAAAACUUCUACUGCGUAUAAUUUCUUAGUAACUUAGCUUCAUACGUAUGUAGUCCUUUAAAGAGUGUUUCUUUUUGUAAAAAGGUUUGGCUGGGUUGUGAAUUUUUGAAAUUAUCUUUGAAAAUUGUUUUUGGGCAGGCGUGUCCCUGUUACGUUUUGAGAUUCUUGAGCCAACUGCAACAAAUUCCCCUCUCCAAUGUCAACACGUAGAGAGGGUUGUUUUCCUUAUGACUGACUGCUGCCUUCGCCUUCACUUAAAAAACAUUCAAUGGCUUGGAAUGGUAUGACCAAAAAAAACUCUAUGUUUUCAAUUCCAGAUUGGAAUUUUUACAAGUCAGGAAAAAACAAAAAGUACGGUGUAUAUGGGUAGUAAUUCAAGAGCCUGUCGUAUCCUGCUUUUCGUUACGGAGUAUAUUGGCUUAGUAGACCCUAAAAGCAAAUUUCCAAGCAUGACAAUGCAUAUGAACGGACGCUAAUACGUCUUAUUUGCGCUGUUUCUGACUUAAUCCCAUGACGACUAGUAUUUACCUAGAGCCGAGUGAUUGAUGUCCCUUUAAACGUAAGGAGAAAAUUGUGCUUUAAAGCACCUAAAAGCGUUCAGUGUUAGAAGGGAUUGCAGUAUUUUGGAAACUCCAUGGCAGUCACGUGUUUCAUUCUUGCUAUAGCAGCAGUGAUGGCUAACGGGAAUUUUUCAGAUUAUACGUGUCCAUUAGAAGGCCCACAGAACUUCGGUACUUGCACAUAGGCUAAUACGCACCAACAUCUCCUUUUUUAUUAUUAAUAAAGUGCUUUCACAUUGCAUGUAUUGUGCUCUUUUUUCACCCUAUGUCUUAGCUUGAGUAUUUUCACCUGUCAUCCAUAGGUUCUUACUUUUGGGACUAGUAGCAUAAGGGUAUUUGACUAUUUUAAUUACCUUUUUGCCACCAUCAUUUCUAUGUUGCCUGAUCUCACAAUGGGUAUUAUAUGUGGUCUCUGUUUGACACCGUUGAUUGUAAAGGUUUACAGGUGUCUCUUUUCCUCUUUUUUUCCAGUUUUCUCCGCUGCUGUAUAGAACAGAAUAUAUCCUGAUUGUGCUACAACUUGCAAGAAAAAUGAUAUUCGUCCAGCAUUCCUGAGUAAUAAGAAUGGGUCCAGAUGUACCCCUGCUGAAUGAUUACAAACAGGAAUUCUUUUUGAAGCGCUUUCCGCAGACUGUGCUGGGAGGUCCCCGCUUUAAAUUAGGCUAUUGUGCCCCUCCAUACAUAUAUGUGAAUCAGAUUAUUCUUUUCUUGACACCAUGGGUUUUGGGAGGCGUAGGAACACUUUUGUACCAAUUGGACGUUACGAAAGACUAUUUUACAGCAGCGCUUUCAGGAGGACUGAUGUUUGUUACUGCACUUAUUCUCCAAAUGACAAAUCUGUAUGCAAAACAGAAGACAGUGACAGUAGAAAGAAUGCAAAUUCAGAAUACCCUAACAGAUGAAGAUGAGUUUGAAUUUUCCAGCUGUGUAGGUUCAGAGACAGUUAAAUUUAUUAUUCCUGGCAAGAAGUACAUAAUCAACACUGUGUUUCAUUCUCUUCUGGCAGGGGUAUUGUGUGGGCUGGGAACUUGGUAUUUGCUGCCAAACAGAUUAACCGUGCUAUAUAGUAAUAUUGGAGGAACUGUUAUCAUCUUUGUAUUUGGAUGGAUGACUAUAUGUAUAGGAGAGUAUUCAUUAAUUAUAAAUACAGCUACUGAAACAGCUACUUUCCAAGCACUGGAUACUUACGAAAUUAAUGCUCUGAUGAGACCUUUUUAUAUUUUUGUCUUUAUUGCAGUGGAUCUUGCACACAGGUUUGCUGUCAACACGCCUGUUCUAGAGCAGACAAACCAGAUUUUGCACAUCGUGUUUCUUUUUCUGCCGUUCUUAUGGGCAAUGGGAAUUCUGCCCCCACUUGAUGCACUUUUUCUAUGGGGAAUGGAACAACUGUUGGAGUUUGGACUAGGAGGUUCACCUUUGUCAAGUAACACAAAGUUAUUAGUAAUGUUUCUCAUUUCUGCUGGAACAGCAAUAGCAUCGUAUUUCAUUCCCAGCACUCUCGGUGUGAUCCUCUUCAUGACUGGAUGUGGGUUCAUACUGAGUCUUAACCUAAGUGAGAUUGGUUUUGCCUUCAAACACACCAUGAGCAGCCAUUUGACCUCCAGCAAGUCUAAAAAUAUGCACAGAGGUCUUAGAAUACAGUUUGGGUGGAGGGAAUUCAUUUUUUAUUUGACUGUGCUGACAUUUGCUCUCAUAGAAGCUAGCCUGCUGCAUCAAUUUGCUGGUUUUUCGUCUUUUUCCAAAGCCAGUCCUCAGGCUGUAGCAAGUUACAUUCUGAUGAUAUUACUCAUAAUUACGUGGAUUCUUAGAGAGAUUCAGAGAGUGUACUUGUUUGGAGUCUUCCGAAACCCCUUUUAUCCAAAGGAUAUCAGGACUGUGACUGUGUUCAUGGAGAAGCAAAGAAGGCUAAUGAAAGUUGGUGUUGUCAGGAGGAUUUUACUAACACUAGUAUCUCCAUUUGCUAUGAUAGCGUUCCUGUCACUCGACCGCACCCUACAAAAUCUUCAUUCUGUGUCUGUUUGCAUUGGAUUCACAAGAAUAUUUAGGAUGGUCUGGCAGAAUACGGAGAAUGCCCUACUGGACAUAGUGGUUGUGUCACUAACACAAAUGGCGGUGUUUAAUCCGGACAUAUGGUGGAACAGGAGCCUCGAUACAGGAAUCAGACUCUUGCUGGUCGGCAUCCUACGGGAUCGAUUGCUUCAGUUUGUCUCAAAAUUGCAGUUUGCCGUAGCCAUUCUUCUGACAUCGUGGACAGAGAAAAAACAGCGUCGGAAAUCUACCGCCACCUUAAUCACGCUCAACGUAGUUUUCUUCCCGAUCCUGUUGACCUUCGUUGCCAUCUCUGCGCUACUUUCUUCUCCUUUGUUGCCGCUCUUCACACUACCAGUGUUUUUGAUAGGCUUUCCUAGGCCUAUCCGAAGUUGGCCAGGUCCUGUGGGUGCUACAGCAUGUGUUUGCUCCGAUACUGUAUACUAUCAACAGAUGGUUCCAAGCCUGGCUGUUGCUCUUCAGUCUGCACUAGCAGCUGGUAGCCUAGGUCUCUCUCUACCCGGAUCACAUUACCUAUGCCGUUUUCAGGACAGACUGAUGUGGAUAUUGGUGCUGGAAAAGGGCUUCACAUACUGUGGUGUUAAUAUUAAGGGGCUAGAAUUGCAGGAAACAUCCUGUCAUGCUGCUGAAGCUCACAGAGUUGAUGAGAUUUUUGAAAUGGCCUUCGAACAUCAGGAGCACACAAAGAUUGUCUCUCUUAAUCAUCAUUUUGGAAACAUUUUGACUCCUUGUACUGUUCUACCUGUGAGACUGUAUUCAGAUGCCAGAAGUGUGUUGUCUGGAAUAAUUGACUCUCAUGAAAAUUUAAAGCAUCUGAAAGAUGAUUUCAUUAAAGUGCUUGUAUGGAUGCUUGUCCAGUAUUGUUAUAAAAAAUCCAAAAAGCGGGGAAACCUGGACAAUGCAGACAAGAACAAAAAAGGAUCAUUUCCAGAAAAUCAGCAUAGCAGUGCAGUAGAAAGAUCCAGGCCUCUGAGGGAUGAAGAUAGCUUUAGUGUUGAUACAAUUGAGGACUGGACUGAUGAUAGUGACAUUUUUGAUCUUGAACUCAGUGGCAGAGUGCAAGAUAGGAAAGAAACUGGGCAGUUGGGAAUUACACCAAAAACACAUUUGUCUAUUCCAGGGUCUGUAGAAACACAGAAUCAAGAUGACCUACAGGAAAUGUCACCAGAAGAUAAAUUAUGCAGGGCUGUUGUGCUUGGACUUCCUGCUGUAGACAAAGGAAAACAGCGAGAAGUUUUACCUCUGGUUGAAUUUAGUUGCUCCUACUCAGAGCUAUUAAGCAUCCCUGAAGAAUGGAGAACAGCCCCAGUACCUGUUUCCAAAGUCAAUGAAAUGAGGCAGAGGUUCCCAGAAGAGUGGUACCAUUUCAUUUUGAGUCAGCUGGACUUUUUUCACCUGAAAGAAAAACCUUCCAAUUUACUUGAAGACCUUAUGAAAGAUAAAGCUUUGAAAGAUUUAUACGUCCAUGGUGUAUUGUCGUGUUGCUUUGGUCUGUUUGGACUGGAUAACACAGUGCCUGCCCCUAGCCAUGUGUUCAGAGCGUACACCGGUGGUAUUCCGUGGUCUGUUGGUUUGGACUGGCUAACCAGCAAACCGGAGCUAUUCCAACUUGCACUAAAAGCAUUCAGAUAUACUUUUAAGCUUAUGGUUGACAAAGCAAGUCUGGGUCCAGUUGAGGACUUCAAAGAGCUAGUUAACUAUCUGGAAGAAUAUGAAAAUGAUUGGUACAUUGGACUGGUGUCAGAUCUUGAGUGGCAGCAGGCAGUUCUUCAGGAAAAGCCUUACCUUUUUUCCCUGGGGCAUGAUCCAAACAUGGGAAUUUACACUGGGCGAGUGCUCACUCUUCAGGAAUUGUUAGUACAAGUGGGAAAACUUAAUGAUGAAGCUGUCCGAGGUCAGUGGGCAAAUCUGUCCUGGGAGCUGCUGUAUGCUACUAAUGAUGAUGAGGAGCGCUACAGUAUCCAGGCCCACCCCGUUCUUCUCCGAAACCUUACCGUGCAAGCUGCAGACCCACCUCUUGGCUACCCUGUCUACUCAUCUGAACUUCUACACGUGCCUUUGUUCUAGACUGGCUGUGGCUUUUUGUGUGUGUGUAUUUCUCAUUUGCAUGUUGGGAAGCGAAUGCUCAUGCUACGUUUGUACACUACAAAUAAGAUUUGACUCUCAAAAUGGCGUCGGAGGGCAGUGCCAAACCAGCGUAAAUAAUUUGCACAGAAACGGUGCUAGCCAGAGCCUUCAGCAGGCAGGAAGCUUUGAACUCUGUUUUCUUGGUGCUGGAACAUUUGAGACACCAUUCCUUGUGUGGCUGACAAA